Molecule: messenger RNA, 966 nt
Organism: Chara braunii
Lineage: Eukaryota; Viridiplantae; Streptophyta; Charophyceae; Charales; Characeae
Source: the annotation of a GenBank genome assembly
CGACAACGCGCACACAGAUGAGCCUCGACCGCAUCUGAUGGGGAUAUGUGACAUCAUGUAUCCACCACCCUUACGCUCCCUUGCCGCUGACCCCGUCGCCCACGGGCAGGCCUCGCAGAGCGCAUUGCCGACGAGGUCUUUCUAUGACGGUGCGGCCAUGGACCGGAGGGCGGGCGAUAUCGGACAUGCAUCAGCGUGCGGACCGACAGAUGUGCCCGCGGGGGCGCGAUUGAUCGGCAACGUCGAUGACACUUGUCACGAUUCCAUGAGAGCUUACGAGGAGCAGCAUGGGAGGCCUAUGCGGGCCAAGAUGACCGAUGUCCACGACACCAGGACGGCUACUGCGAGGCUAUCACGGGCGAGGAAGAAGGGAACAGGUGCGUCGAUUCCGUAUUACCGGCGCCGACCGCAUCCUUUUUUCCGCAACAGUGAUGAGACCAGACAGAUGUCAGCUGCUCCAGAUGGACGGGGCGGGGUGGACGGAGGUGACAGAGUGAACGAAUCAGGGCGAGGUGAGAAGAGACGAAGCGGCACGAUCAUCAUCCACGACGACAGCUCCACAACCGCUGAGGGUGGUGAGACCACAGGCGCCGACGAUCCUGAUGACUCCGAUUACGUCCCGAGGAUCCGGAUGGCGGACGGAGAUGACGACGCAGGUCGUCGCGUAAUGGUGGAGGAAGACGGUGGGAGGUGUUUUGGGUUGUCCUUUGGACAUCCGAGCAAGGUCGAUGACUAUGGUGGAUGGGGAGAGGGAGAUGGUGAGGAAGGUGGUGGAGGGAGAAGGUGCAAGGCGAUUGGCUAUGCCGGAUGGGUGUGGGUGAUGGUGGAGGAAGACGGUGCAAGGCGGUUGGCUAUGGCGGAUGGGUGUAGGUGAUGGUGGAGGAAAAAGGUGCGAGGCGGUUGGCUAUGGCGGACGGGUGUAGGUGAUGGUGGAGGAGAAGGUGCAUGAAGGUUGGCUAUGGCGGA